AUGGAAGGAAAGGACCAUGUCCCACUCCCCACUUGCCCCGUGCAAGCCACUAUCUUUGUCCUGCUCGCAGCUCCACAGUGCGCGGUGUGGGGCGCCCCUACUCCCAGUCCCCUGCCGCACCUGACCCCUCGGCGCCCCAAACCCCUCUGCGCGGGGCUGCUGUGCGUGGGCUCCUGGGUAGGGACCCGCUCCCGGCGAGUAGGGCCGCUCGUGGGCGGCGCGCGGCGCUGGAGGAAGGCGGGCGGCUGCCCACGCAGGGGAGCGGCUUCUACCGCACCUGGACAGCCGCCGGCGCUUGCGGAGAAACGCGGGAGCUUGGGCCUGGGAGCUCGUUCUCCACCUGAGGCGAAGGAGCUAGCCAAGGAGGACAUGCUGGCCGUCCGCUGCGCGCUGCUGGCGAUCCUGCUGGCCGCGCCGGGGGUGGCGCUGGCCCCAGGGAGCUGCCCUACGCUGGAGCUGACUGACCCAGGUGUGCGGACGCGGGCGGUCGCUCGUGCGCCCCCUGCUGCGUCCUGCGCCUUUGGCCCCGAGAUCUCCCCGGGACUGCCCUUUGGCUGGGAAGCUCCCUGCGUCUGUGUACAGGACUCGGUGUGUUCUCGGAAACCCGAACUCCGUGUCUUCUUCCCAGUGCCCCUCUGCCUCGGAUGGGGGGUGGCGGAAGGGCAGCCUGCCAAGCAUGAGAUAAAAACUACUCCCAAGCAAGAAGGCUUUGCAGGCCAGAGAGAGACAGACACUUGUGCUCGUCCUCCGUCCCAGGAGCUCGGGCGGGGAGAGGUGGCAAAUGGUGUGCUGACCAGCCUGCCGGGGGCCAGCGUUACCCUGACCUGCCCAGGGGGAGAACCAGCAGACAAUGCCACUGUUCACUGGGUGCUCAGAAAUCUGGUCGCCAGCUCACUCCACAUCAGAUGGGCCAGUGUGGGUAGGAGGCUGCUUCUGAGGUCGGUGCAGCCCAGUGACUCUGGAAACUAUUCGUGCUACCAGGAUGGCCACCCAGCUGGGACUGUGCACCUGCUGGUGGAUGUUCCUCCAGAGGAGCCCCAGCUCACCUGCUUCCGGAAGAGCCCCCUCAGCAAGGUUUGUUGUGAGUGGAGUCCUCCGAGACCCCCUUCGCCGAUGACCAAGGCUGUGCUAGUAGUGAGGAAGCUUCAGUACAGUCCACUAGAAGAAUUCCAGGAGCCCUGCCAGUAUUCUCAGCAGUCCCAGAAAUUCUCCUGCCAAUUGGCAGUCCCGGAGGGAGACAAUUCUGUCUACAUAGUGUCCUUGUGCGUAGCCAACGGCGUCGGGAGCAAGUCCAGCAAAACCCAGAUAUUUGACGGUUAUGAAAUCCUGCAGCCCGACCCACCGGUCAACAUCACGGUCACUGCCGUGGAUGGAAAACCCCGCCGGCUCAGUGUCACCUGGCAAGACCCCGACUCCUGGAACUCAAAUUUCUACAGACUACGCUUUGAGCUUCGAUACCGGGCUGAACGGUCAAAGAUAUUCACAACAUGGAUGGUCAAGGAUCUACAGCAUCACUGCAUCAUCUACGACGCCUGGAGCGGCGUGAGGCAUGUGGUGCAACUUCGGGCCCAGGAGGAGUUUGGGCAUGGCUUGUGGAGUGAGUGGAGCCCAGAGGCCAUGGGCACCCCGUGGACAGAAUCCAGGAGUCCUCAAGCUGAGAUGGUGUCCCCCUCCACGCAGGCACCUACUACUGUUGAUGAUGAUGAUGAUGAUGAUGAUGAUAUGGAUAAUAUUCUCCCCAGAGAUUCUGCAAAUACAACAAGCCUCAAAGGGCAGGAUUCUUCUCUGGUACCACUGCCCACAUUCCUGGUGGCUGGAGGAAGCCUGGCCUUUGGAACGCUCCUCUGCAUUGGCAUUGUCCUGAGGUUCAAGAAGACGUGGAAGUUGCGGGCUCUGAAAGAAGGCAAGAUGAGCAUGCACCCGCCGUAUACUUUGGGGCAGCUGGUCCCCGAGAGGCCCAAGCCCACCCCAGUGCUUGUUCCCCUCAUCUCCCCGCCAGUGUCCCCCAGCAGCCUUGGGUCUGACAACACCUCAAGCCACAGCCGGCCAGAUGCCAGAGACCCACGGAGCCCUUAUGACAUCAGCAACAAAGACUACUUCUUCCCCAGAUAGCUGACGGGUUGGCUGUCAGAUGUGCUGGACCGUGUGAUGCCCGAGCACAAGCUGGCUUAGCGAAAGCUGCUUCUCACUGCCAUUCCAGCUCAUCUCAGGGGCCUGGGGCCUUGGGCCUCACGGUUACAGAAAAACCUACACUGGGUGAAAAUUGGUUUGCUGCCUCUGUUCAGAACGAAGAAGAGGUUGAGUUUUCAAACCUGCCUUCCCAAAUGUUCUGCUUCAAGGGGUAGAGUGAACUCAAGCCACCAUGAUGAGAGCCGUGUCAAGACUCUCAGGCACUCAGGUGGGCAGAGCGGGGCAGCUGGGGAGGCCUUGGUGUGGAGAAGCCACUGGCCGCCCACGCCCUUUCUCCCAUCCCCACAAGCUGCACCCUCAGGCAGGU
Molecule: messenger RNA, 2497 nt
Organism: Galeopterus variegatus (Sunda flying lemur)
Lineage: Eukaryota; Metazoa; Chordata; Mammalia; Dermoptera; Cynocephalidae
Gene: IL6R
Product: interleukin 6 receptor
Exons: 13
Coding region: 1-2112 (703 amino acids)
Biological process (GO): positive regulation of tyrosine phosphorylation of STAT protein; interleukin-6-mediated signaling pathway; positive regulation of cell population proliferation
Cellular component (GO): membrane; external side of plasma membrane; signaling receptor complex
Molecular function (GO): interleukin-6 binding; interleukin-11 binding; interleukin-11 receptor activity
Source: RefSeq, a predicted model, not a curated record